Solea senegalensis (Senegalese sole) is the source of this 1368-nucleotide messenger RNA. Its product is annotated as hydroxyacylglutathione hydrolase-like protein. The record is from RefSeq and is a predicted model, not a curated record. The coding region runs from base 136 to 990 and encodes 284 amino acids. The transcript has 9 exons. Gene Ontology annotation, molecular function: hydroxyacylglutathione hydrolase activity. Lineage: Eukaryota; Metazoa; Chordata; Actinopteri; Pleuronectiformes; Soleidae.
UAUGCGAGUUGUCGCGAUAACUUCCUGCUUUGAAGUCAGAAAUUCAGCACAACGAUGACUCCCCUCAUCCUCACGAGUAAAACAAGAAUAGCCGGUCUCUGCUUCACUCAGUAAGCGUCGCGCACGGUGGUGCGCAUGCGCGAGUGUGGUGGCGCCAUGAAGGUAAAGGUGAUCUCCAUCCUUGAGGAUAACUACAUGUACCUGAUCAUAGAGGAGCAGACUAAACAGGCGAUAGCGGUGGACCCUGCUGUACCUCACCGGCUGCUUGAAAUUGUCAAGAGAGAGGGCUUGUCUCUGACGUCUGUUCUCACCACACACCAUCACUGGGACCAUGCUCGUGGGAACGAGUCACUGCUGAAGGAGGUUCCUGGACUGAGGGUGUUUGGGGGAGAUGAUCGGAUUGGGGGUCUGACUGAUAAAGUUAUCGACGCUCAGGAACUCAAGUUUAACUCAAUCAAUGUGAGAUGCCUGUUUACUCCCUGCCAUACCUCUGGUCACAUGUGCUACUUUGUGUGGGAGGAUGAGUGCACUGACGCCCCUGCUGUGUUCACAGGGGAUACGCUUUUUAUUGGUGGAUGUGGCCGGUUUCUUGAGGGUACGGCAGAACAGAUGUACCACAAUCUGAUCCAGGUUCUGGGCUCCCUUCCUCAAGACUCGAAGAUAUUCUGUGGACACGAGUAUACCAUUAAGAACCUGAAGUUUGCCAUGCUGGUUGAACCAGAGAACGAGAAGGUUAAGGAGAUGCUCAGCUGGGCCAGGGCAAGAGAUGAUGACGACAAACCCACUGUGCCAUCUACCCUAAUGGAGGAGUUUGAUUACAACCCCUUUCUUCGCCUCUCGGAGGAAGGAGUGCAGAAGUUCACAGGAAAGACCGAUCCCAUCGAGGUGCUGAGGGUCCUUCGAAAGGAGAAGGACAAGUUUAAGAAGCCAAAGGAGAGACUUCCUCCCCACGCCAUGCUGGCUUUGGAGUGGGGGCUUCUACGACCCUGAGUUCCAUUUUCAGAGCUUGCGUCAUCUGUCAUCUAUCUGCUAUAUAGCAUCUAUCAAGGAGGUAAAAGUUUGAAUGCCUGCAGAGUCGGGCUGUGUGUAUACUUUCCAGUGGUUCUUUUUUCCAACUUUUGCAGUUGAAUGCUAGAUAACUACAAAUAAUUUACUAAAGACUUAAGUGUCUGUCAAUGAGACAGCAUUUAAGACAGGUAGCCUAUAUGAUAAAGUUAGAAACUCCGCCACAUGGGCAGAAAAAGACAAGUGAGUACAUGAUUAUAAAUGUAACUUACUGCUUUCUCUCUGGACUUAACCUCGUCUCUUUGCCAAAUAAUAAUUGUACGACAGAAUCAAGAUUCAAUAAAACAUAUCAGUCUGAAUCUA